AUGAGAGAUACUGUCGCGGUUCGCCGUUUGUGCUCCAUUCCUAAAUUAGCCUCCGUAGCGUGCAGUCUCUCGUGGAAAUUGGAAAAAACUCUUCCGUUAAUCAGAGAAAAGAAAAUAAAAUUUAAGGAAAUAAUGGCUAUAAACAAAUAUUUCUUCACCAUGGAUGAGAUAGACUUAAUACCAAACAAAUUUGGCAAUUUCAAUGACGUAGUGCCGUUAUGGAGUUGUGGAAAGGAUACACAAAAGUAUUUUGAGUUUGAAAUCCGGGGAUCAGAGGAAAAAAGUUGCGCUGGGAUCCAAACAACCAGUUGCUACAUCUGUGAUAUUGAGGUGCCAAAAAUGUUUCUAAUUGAACAUAGAAAUAGUAGGAAACACUUAAUUAACAAAAGCGUUGCAGACACUGCCUUAAGUAGAAUAAGCAAAGACUCCAUUGAUGAUUUCAGUGUUGUUAAAAACAUAGACAAUACAAAUAACUACUUUUGUCCAGAGUGUGUAGCUGUUGUCAACGUCGAAGAAAGGCAUUCUCACGAGAACCAACAAUCACAUAAACACUCUGUUCUAUAUAAUAAUAUGAUGGAACACUUCCAUAGUGUAUAUAUAAAUGAAGUUGAUACUUCAAAUAGCAAAUUUGAUAGCUCCAUUUGCUCUGAGAGCAACAAUAACACAAGACAUUGUGAAGAAAUAUUAACAAGCAAAAGUGGAGUAUUCCCAGAAUCAUCAUCACCAGAUGGGGAAAUAGAGUAUGAAUUAGAGAGACCCAGCCGCAGCACUGGAGUUGUAUUUUGUAUGGAGGAUGAUUUAAUUCACUGUACAGUUUGCAAUACCAAAUUUGACAUACAUAGCUAUAAUGUUCACAAAACGGGUAAACGUCACAUUAUGAACAAAGUCUCCAACGUGCACUAUAUGAUGAGAGAAUUUGGUGAUGAUUUGCAAUGUAUAACAUGUAAAGUGACAGUUGAAAAUAGCUUUGAGUCAGUCAGUGCACAUUGCAAUGGCGCUGACCAUCUCGCAUCAUACUGUAAGGCUCUUAAAGAGAAUUCUGUUAUUAACAGAAAAGGAAGACUGUAUUGCAAGAUCUGCGCUAAGAAUAUUCACAAAAGGAAUGAACUUAUACACAUUUACCAAUCAUUCCACCAAGAAAAUUAUGCCAACUACAAACAAGUUGAUGAUAAAAAUGAUAUGACAACUGAUUCUGGUAACAAAGUGGUUUAUAUUUGUCCAAUCUGUGAUGUUAAAGUUCCUAACAACAUUGAUAAUAUUAAAAUUCACAAUGAUGGUCGACCACAUAAGAGUAAUCUUCUAUUCAGAGAUCAAAAAACUGACUCCCAGAUGGAAUACAUAGGAGAUAGUGCUAUUAGUGACAUUGAUCUCCAAGAACAAGACAAGAAGAGCUCCAUGGAAGACAAUGAUAUAAUAGUAAAGAAAAAAAGAACGAGAGGGCGGAGAAACAAAAAAAAUAUAACAAAAGCCUUACCAAAUGAUCUAACAAGUUGUACUACAAACUCGAGCAAGACUGCAUUGAUAGAAGUCGGAGACUCAGUUGUGGAAACUUCAAUUCCGGAAACAGAAGUAACUUUAAAUGUGAAGUCUUCAAUUUUGACCCCUGAGCUAUUAAACUACGAGGACACACAAAAAGUUUAUGAUGUACAUCCAAAACUUUCAACUGCAACAUUGGAAUCUGCCAAUUCAAUUCAAGAACCCUUAAUUCAGUCUUCAGGAUCUAAAAUUGUAAUUCCAGAAUAUUUAAAUGUAAAGAAAGAGCUAUUAACUCCAAUAUCACAGUUUUCAAAUCAGGUUCCAUUGAAUCCGUCUGCAGAAAGUUUAAAUUUGUCAUCAGAACUAAUACAACCAUUGAAACUGCGGACUCAAUAA
Leptosia nina is the source of this 1872-nucleotide messenger RNA. NCBI's taxonomy places the organism in Eukaryota, Metazoa, Arthropoda, Insecta, Lepidoptera, Pieridae. The record is from the annotation of a GenBank genome assembly.